Molecule: messenger RNA, 3934 nt
Organism: Closterium sp. NIES-67
Lineage: Eukaryota; Viridiplantae; Streptophyta; Zygnematophyceae; Desmidiales; Closteriaceae
Source: the annotation of a GenBank genome assembly
ACCACCACUCCAAAUCGUAACCGCAAAUCUCGAAUCCGGGAGGCGCGUAAACGGCGGUGGAACGAUGGAGAUUCUAGAGAGGGAGGGCCACAGCGGCCCCCCGUUAGUGGACCACCUACCGAUUCCCGAGACCGAGGAACUCCUGCUACACCCGCCGCCCGACUUCCACACCGCGCACGACGGCCCCUUCUCCCCGCACUCGCUGCGCGCCGCGCACUUAGCAAGCUCCCCGCCGUCGCAUCCGCACACUUCCUCUCCCGCCAGGCGCGCGCGGGGAUCGCGCGGGCAUGGUAGUGAGAUUAGCGAGGAGGAUUAUAGCGAGGAUGAGGACAACGAUGGGGACAGCCUCUUGGAUCCGUCAGGGAAGCGAGGGAAGCGACGUCGACCGUUCGAUUUAGAUUUGGACCGACCGCUGGGAUCGAGUUCCCUCCCUUUCCCCCUCUCCCUCCUCUCCUCACUUCCCUCCUCAUUUUCCUCCUCCCUCUCGUCUUUCUGUUCAGAUGCCACGUGGUUUCGAUGGCCUGUAAUCUCAGCCGUUGCGGUGAUCAUCCUCGUUAUAAUCUUCCUCACUUCCCCUGGUGCAGUAUCCCCCACCACUACCACACCCCCAUCGGACGGCUCAGAUUCAACCUCUCUCUAUCCCUCUGAUCUCGACGGCUCAGGAGCCCAUCCGUCGCGAGACCCCAGAGGUUACCGGCCGCUACCAGUCGAUUCGUUCAAAGGCGUCGACGCGUCGAGUCUAGAUCCGUCAACGUUACCGUCAGGCGAACGAGGCGCAGGGGGAGAUGACUGGGGAACCGGCGCUGGCGGAAACUGGGGUGGCGGAAAACGGGGGCAAGACCCGCAGGAGGGGCUGUAUCCGGACGCUAAGCCCGCGCGGGGAGGGGGGAGGGAUUCCGCGGGGGUUGGGCGGGAGGGGGAGGUGGUUGGGGAAGAUGGGAAGCGGAAGAGGAGCCGAUUGGAUGACGAGGUGGUGACGUGGCGAGGCGCGCCGUGGAGAUUCGACGUUGGUGAUUGGCUGAGCAGCUGCAAUGGCGAGUCCGGGGUGGUGAAGACAGUGGAGGAGGUGUACGGCAACAAGUGUGUGCAGGAGUGCAAUGGGGUGGGCACAUGCCAGCAUGACACAGGACAAUGCCGCUGCCGCAUUGGUUACACAGGAGCGGACUGUUCUCACAUGGAUGCGCACCCCUGCACCUCGCCAACCCCAUCUCCCCCUGGAGCCCAGCCACCUGCUGCUGCUGCAGCGGGGGGCCUGGCUGGCAGCGUGGCGUCGUGUGCGGGCGAGUGCGACCUGCACUCGGGGCUGUGCUUCUGCGGCGCCGGCUCCCUCUUCCCCCUCCGACCCGUGCCCGACCCUUGCGGCUUCGCCCACGACCUGGCAGCAGCGGUGGACCGCACGCGGCGGGACACGGACGCUCUGUACGCCAACAGCACGCACUACCCUGGCUGGUGCAACACGCGCCCGGAGGACGUGGGGGUGGGCAUGGGCGGCACCAUGGCCAUGGGGGGGGCAGAACCAAGGGCGCGGUGCACAUGUGACUAUGACGGCGCCGUGGGCACCUUUUGCCAGGUGCCUGUGGCGGCAUUCUGCAUCAACCAGUGCUCGGGCCAUGGGACAUGCAUUCGAGGGCACUGCCAGUGCAACGAGGGCUGGUUCAGCAUUGACUGCAGCGUGCCAUCCAAAGCUACCUUCGCCGACCCUCAGCUCCCGGCCUGGCUGCAGCCCUUCGACGAGGCAAAGAGGUUCGGCAGCGGCUCUGGCUUCCGAACAUCGACCGAGCCUGGCUCAGCUGCCGAGCCUAGAAGGGGAGGAGGGGGAACGGCAGGGGGAGCGGGGGGGGGGAAGGGGGGAGGGAAGGCUCGUGGGCAAACAGAGGAGGAAGAGGAGGCGGCACUAGAAGCAGAGAUGGGAGGGGAGGAGGGUGAAGGGGAGAGGGGGGAUGAGGACGGGGGUGGUGGAAGGACAUAUGGGGGGAAGGCGGCACGGGCAGGGGAGAGGGGGGGAGGAGGGGAUGGGGAGAUGGGGUGGAGGAGACGCAGGAGAAGGAGACUGCUGGGAACUGAUGGGGGGUUUGAUGGAGGGCUUGAUGGGGGGCUUGAGGGUGGGCGCGACCAAGGGAGGCGAGAUGUGAUUGGUGGUGAACGGACGGAUACCCCUGGUGGCACUGGCACGGGUGAUGAUGGCAAGUGGGAGGCGCCUGUUGGCGCUGGCACGCGUGACGAGGUGGAACGCAGAUGGCUUAGAGGGAGGCAGGAAGAGGAGGAGGAGGGGGAGGCAGAAGAAGCGGGUGGGGGAGAGUAUGAGGGUGAUGCGGAUGCUGGGAGGGGUGCUGCUGCUGCUGGUGGCGGUGCUAGUGGCGGUGCUAGUGGCGGUGCUAGUGGUGGUGCUGGUGGUGGUGCUGGUGGUGGUCGGGCAGAGGCAGCAGGGGUGGCAGCAGCGGGAGGGCCCAACGAGGUGGUGAAACGGCGGCCGUUGAUUUACAUCUACGAUCUGCCGCCGCAGUUCAACACCAACUUCCUGCAGGGGCGGCGGGGGAAGAAGGAGUGCGUGCCGCGGCUGUACGACCGCCUCAACCGCACGGCCUUCCUGCAGGACUACACCCAUGGCAUGGAGAUCGCGCUGCACGAGGCGCUGCUGUCCAGCAAGCACCGCACAACGAGUGCGGACGAAGCUGACUUCUUCUUUGUGCCCGUGUACGCCUCCUGCCUCUGGCUCCGACUCGCCAAGGCUGGCGAUGCCUCUGGCAUUCAGCUGCUGCCGCAUGUGCAGGGCAGCUGGGCGUGGCACGUGGCGGAGCUGUAUGCCUCUGUGCAUCGCCACAUCGUGCAUGCCUACCCGCACUGGAACAGAAGCAGGGGCCGCGACCACCUCUGGCCCAUGGGUACGGACGAGGGGGCAUGCCUGGCUCCUCAAGCCAUCUGGCACGGCAGCAUGCUGACGAGCUGGGGCAAUAGCAUGGCGGCGCACUCGCACUCGCUCAAGGCGGCCGCGCAGCAGCGGUGGGACGACAUCCCCCUGGGGCUGCGGGGCGGCCACCUGUGCUACUCCGCUGCCAAGGACAUCGUGCUGCCAGCCUGGCUGCCGCCCAACGUGAAGCACCUGCAUGAACAGUACUGGCUCAGGUCAUUCGAGGAGAGGCAGAACCUCUUCUACUUCGCUGGAGACCUGGGGGGCGAGUACAAGGGGGGCUCGCCAGACAGCAGGUUCAGCUUUGGCAUUCGCCAGGCCGUGGCUCGGGAGUUUGCCUCGGUUCCAAAUACCAGUGGGCAGCUGGGGUCGCAGCAGGAGGCUGGUGUGAUUGUAACGAAUGUGAGGGGGAAGGGCCACAGCACGCAGCUGGGCAACGCUCGGUUCUGCGGGGUCUUCCCGAGCGAUGGCUUUAAUGCAGACAUGGAGGAAGCCAUGGAGCAUGGAUGCAUCCCACUCAUCAUUCAGGACGGCAUUCACCUGCCAUUUGAGAAUGCCUUGGACUAUGCUUCCUUCUCUGUGCGCAUUGAGGAGAGGGACAUCGCUGACAUGCUCACAAAGCUCAAGGCUAUCACAGCAGAACGUGGGAGUGCGCUGCAGGCUACAGUGCAGAAGGUGUGGCAGCGGCUGUCGUACCACUCGGUGAUCGCACAGGAAGCCAAGAGGCAGCAGGACGAGUAUGGACACAACGAGGCAUGGGCGUUUGGCAUCAGCCUGCUGAAACACGAUGACGCCAUUGAUACACUCAUUGAGGUUUUGCACUAUAAGCUUCACAAUGACAGAUGGCGGAGGGUCUUCAAUUACAAGCAGUCUCGUGAGGAGUUACAAAAGUAUUUCGGUGUACCCAAAUCAUGUCUUGUCGUGUGAUAUAGAUUGAAGGUACAAUAUCUGAGAUACUUAUGGUUUGCUAUGUCUUGUUUGUCAGCAAGUUGUGAAACUAAUUUUGCAUCACACCUCACAUCACAU